This is a messenger RNA of Jaculus jaculus (lesser Egyptian jerboa), 1155 nucleotides long. Its product is annotated as olfactory receptor 2T6-like. Lineage: Eukaryota; Metazoa; Chordata; Mammalia; Rodentia; Dipodidae. Gene Ontology annotation, molecular function: G protein-coupled receptor activity; ATP binding; olfactory receptor activity. Gene Ontology annotation, biological process: G protein-coupled receptor signaling pathway. Gene Ontology annotation, cellular component: membrane. The transcript is spliced from 4 exons. The coding region runs from base 1 to 1155 and encodes 384 amino acids. The record is from RefSeq and is a predicted model, not a curated record.
AUGGAUGGGAACAAAUCCUUCCCCAGUGACUUCACCCUUGUGGGCCUCUUCACCCACGGCAAAGCCUCAGGCGUCAUUUUCAGCGUUAUCUGUGUCAUAUUCUUUAUGGCCAUGAUGGCCAACGGAGUCAUGAUCUUUCUCAUCCACGUGGAUGUUCACCUCCACACACCCAUGUACUUCCUCCUCAGCCACCUCUCCUUCAUCGACAUGAUGUAUAUCUCCACCAUUGUGCCCAAGAUGCUGACUGAUUACCUCGCGGGGAAGAAGACCAUCUCCUUUGCUGCCUGCACAGCCCAGUACUUUCUGUACAUGGGCUUCGUAGGAGCCGAGUUCUUCCUGCUGGGACUCAUGGCCUAUGACCGCUACGUGGCCAUCUGCAACCCUCUCCGCUACCCCAUCCUCAUGAGUCGGCGUGUCUGCUGGUUGAUCUUGGCCAGCUCUUGGUUUGGGGGUGCUUUGGACAGUUUCCUCCUCACUCCCAUCACCAUGAGCCUCCCAUUCUGUGCCUCCCACAAGAUCGACCACUUCUUCUGCGAGGCCCCCACCAUGCUGCGGCUGGCCUGUGGUGACAAGGCGGCCUAUGAGAUGGUGAUGUACAUCUGCUGCGUGGUGAUGCUGCUGGUCCCCUUCUCCGUGGUGGCUGCAUCUUAUGCCCGGAUCCUCGUCGUGGUGCACGGGACGAGAUCAGCCGAAGGGAAGAGGAAGGCCUUUGCCACCUGCUCUUCCCAUGUGCUCACUGUGACACUGUUCUACGGGGCUGCCUUAUACACCUACAUGCUUCCCCAGUCUUACCACACCCCGCUCAAAGAUAAGGUCUUUUCUGCCUUCUAUACCAUCCUAACCCCGUUGUUAAACCCUCUUAUCUACAGCCUGAGGAACAGAGAUGUAGCAGGGGCUUUUGAAAGGAUUUUGACUCUCCUGGUGGGAGCGGCCAAGUUCCUGCAGGAGGACCUCGAGCUCUUCUCAGGAAUUGUGUCUGACCUGUUCCCCUUCGUCAAGAAGGAGGAAACUGGCCAUGGCAUCCUGGACCAGGCCAUCCGUAAAGCCUGUGAGAAGAGCAACCUCAAAGAUGUGGAGGGCUUCCUGACCAAGAGCAUCCAGUCGAAUGAGACCACAGUGAUGCAGCAUGACCUCAUGCUUCUUGGAGCCAAGUGA